Molecule: messenger RNA, 795 nt
Organism: Acanthamoeba castellanii str. Neff
Lineage: Eukaryota; Discosea; Longamoebia; Acanthamoebidae
Product: zinc finger, C3HC4 type (RING finger) domain containing protein
Exons: 7
Coding region: 1-795 (264 amino acids)
Biological process (GO): protein ubiquitination
Molecular function (GO): ubiquitin protein ligase activity; protein binding
Source: RefSeq, a predicted model, not a curated record
AUGGACAGGGCGCGUUCUGGUUCACCUGGCGCCAGCCCCACAACCGUACUCAAGAUUUGGGUGCAAGAUGGCAUUCCUUCCACCCCCGCUGCCGGCUCGUGGGGUUCGCUGGCGACGCGAGCGCGGCUGCGAUGGGCCGACGACCGACAGUGCCUGGAGGUGUGCGAGCGGGAGACCCUGCGCGUGUUGUGGGCCGUGCCGCCCGGCAACGUCACACGCGCCUCAGACAGCUCUCGAUAUUUCGCUCUCACCAGCACCACCGGUGUACGGUUAGGCAUCGCCUUCCACACCAAAGAGGAAAGCGUGGAUUUUCUCAACACCCUGAUGGGCAAGGGCGAGCCGUGUACGAUAGUGAAGGAGCACCGACCGCCAUCGCAGCGAAAGCACCGCGAGCUGGAGCUCAAGGCGGGCGACCAGGUGGUGGUGGUGGCCCGGGACAAGGAGUGGUGGUGGGGCAUCAAGGUGCGCGACCCCGCCCUGGGCGUCACCUCGGCCGUCUUCGGCUGGUUCCCCGCCGAACACGGCGCCCUCGACAGCCCUACCACCGCCGCCCGGCGUCGGCGUUCCACCUCCUCGUCUCUCCCGCCGAGCACCGAAUCCGAUGACGUGUCGUUGGGCGACGAGAGCGGCAAGCUGUGCUGCGUGUGCUAUGAGGGCGCGAAGGACGCGCUGUUCUUCCCGUGCCGCCACAUCGCGUGCUGCAUGGAGUGCGCGACGGCCCUCACCACCAAGUCCAGCUCGUCCCACUGUCCCAUCUGCCGGGCCGCCAUCCGACAAGUCGAACGGGGGUUGUAG